CGCUCUUCCUGCUGCGGCUGGGCAGGAUAAGGUUACGCUGGGGCCUCCUCUGUCGCAGGGAAGAAGGCGGGCCGCUGGGGAGUUGCCACAGUUGGCAGCCGGGGCCCGUGGGGGACGCUUCCCUGCAGGCGGCCCAGAGCGCAGCCGGAGGCCAGGGUCCCCGCCAUGGCCACAGCCAAGCCUCCCGGGCGUGGUUGUGGAGCCCUGCCCCGGUGGCUGCUCGGUGCUGCGCUGCUUCUGGGCCUGAGGCUUUGCAUGGAGUUGCGCCACGUGGGCUCGAGACCACCAGGUCGCCGCGAUCCCCCGGGGCCACCCCGGACACACGUGCUGCCGGCGCCCGGGCCCCCGCGCGGAGCCAGAAGGAGGCAGGUGACCUACGUGCGUAGUGGGCGCCGAGCGCUGCCCCGGGGUGGCAGGAGCACGACGCCCCCAGAGCCAAGCUGCUGUGCCCAGCGCGGGCUUCCCCGCAGGAAGGGUCCUCGGUGGCGUAUCGAACUCCAGCCGUGGGCAGGCCCUUCUCGGUCCCUGGAUGAAGAAGCCUCAAGGUUCCUGAGCUACAUCAGCACCACUCAGGUUGUGUUUCAAGCUCACAUAAGUUUGGGAAUUAUGUCAAAGAUUGCAUGUGAUCACAUGGGUACAGACAGCUUGGCUACUGACUCCAGCCCUGCACAGAAGCCCUGGUUCGUGUGUCUUGAUGACAGGUUUGGCUUAGCUCAUCAAAUCCGCAGCAAGCGGUGCCGCCUCUACUCUUUAGGGCUGGGGAGUGAUGACACACACUUUGAGGUGAGCAUGGCCAAUGGUGGCUGUGAAGUGCAUCGGUUUGAUCCCAGCAUCAGGUCAGCCCACGUUCUGGAGAGCCAGCGCCUCUGGCACCACCGCCUGUCCAUCGAUUGGCGGGAUCCGCACCCAGCGGUGGCUGCUCAGAAGCCGCACAGCCACACCAGAAAGCUGGGGAGCAUUUUGAAUGAAUUUGGGCAUCACAAGAUUGAUGUUCUCAAGGCAGACCUGGAGAGUGCAGAGUGGAAAGUUCUAGAAAACCUCAUUCUGGAGGAUGUCCUCGAUCAGAUCGGCCAGCUCGUCUUCGAGAUUCACCUCCACUGGCCUGGUUUCGAGGUCCGUGGCAGCGAGAGCAGCGUGGUGCGGUUUUGGUACAGCCUCCUGAAGGAGUUGGAACGGAAGCACUUCAGACUUUUUCACACCUAUAAAGACUUAUCGAAACCGCAGCUUUUCCUGGAGAAGGACCUUUUCAAUGCUAGCAGCUGUUAUACCUUGAGUUGGGUGAACACAAGGUGGAGGUGAGCU
Molecule: messenger RNA, 1302 nt
Organism: Apodemus sylvaticus (European woodmouse)
Lineage: Eukaryota; Metazoa; Chordata; Mammalia; Rodentia; Muridae
Gene: Mettl24
Product: methyltransferase like 24
Source: RefSeq, a predicted model, not a curated record